Erythranthe guttata (spotted monkey flower) is the source of this 2245-nucleotide messenger RNA. The record is from RefSeq and is a predicted model, not a curated record. Lineage: Eukaryota; Viridiplantae; Streptophyta; Magnoliopsida; Lamiales; Phrymaceae.
UUUGCAAUUGUAAACUAUAUAAUUUUUAUUUAAUUUCCCAUUUGCCUCUGUGAAUUUUGUCUUUUGUAGUAAAAUGGAGUUCUUCGAGAAAACCAAGGCGGUGAGACUGAAGAGCCACUUAAACAAGUACCUGGUCGCCGGCGAAGACCAAAUCUCCACACGGCAGAGCAAGAACGGCGCCGCCAGGAAGGCGCGGUGGCUGGUGGAGCGCGUGGACACCAACCCCCACGUCGUCCGCCUCAAGAGCUGCCACAACCGCUACCUCAGCGCCUCCGGCGACCACUUCCUCCUCGGCAUGACCGGCCACAAAGUACUCCAAAUCACGCCGGAGAACCACCACGGCGGCAAGGAUUUGACGAUCGAGUGGCAGCCGAUCAGGGAUGGGUUUCAGGUGAAGAUGAAAGCCUCCGGUGGGACUUUUUUGAGGGCUAACGGCGGAACGCCGCCGUGGAGGAACUCCGUCACCCACGACAGCCCGCUCGCCGCCGCCACGCAUAACUGGAUUGUUUGGGAUGUGGAGGCGGUGGAGGUGCCGGAGGAUGAAGCCGUGACGGAUUAUUGGUCGAUGGUGUCGAGCUUUUCGUCUGUUUCCGAUGAGAUAUCCGGUGCGGAAUUCGGGUUCGAGUCGCCGGUUUCCGUCUGCUCGCCGGUUUCUAUCCGGUCCGGUUUAUCCGGUUCAGCCUCGCCGUCGCCCAGGUGGCUGUCUUUCAAGAAGAGAAGACCAUUGAUCUCAAUUAUCGCAAGAACGCCGGCGAUGGAUUUAUUCAAGAACGCAAAAGGCGUCCGCCUGAAAAGCUCGCACGACAAAUACCUAAUCGCGGAGGAAGACGAGGAAUCCGUGACCCAAGAUCGAAACGGAUCCUCCAAAUCCGCUAAAUGGGCCGUCGAGUUCGUCGAGAAUUCCGACACAAUCAUCCGCCUCAAGAGCUGCUACGGCAAGUACCUGACGGCGACGAACCUGCCGUUCCUCCUCGGCAUGACCGGCCGGAAAGUUCUCCAGACGAUGCCGGACCGGCCCGACAGCUCCGUCGAGUGGGAGCCCAUCAAGGAGAACGGCGCCGUCAAGCUCAAGACCAGGUACGGCCGGUUUCUCAGGGCGAACGGCGGCGUGCCGCCGUGGAGGAACUCGGUGACCCACGAUAUCCCGCACCGUACGGCGACUCAGGAGUGGAUUUUCUGGGAGAUCCAUGUGGUGGAGAUUACGGUGGCGCAUCCGCCGGCGCCGGCGGCGGUAAAGGACGAAUCUUUUGCUUCCGGAUCGAGUUCUCCGACCACCAGCCAUUUCUCUGUUUCUGCUAGCUUUUCUAGACAGGAGUCCGAUGAUUCUUUAAUCUUUUCGCCUCCAAAAGCAAACGACGGGAGGUUAAUUUAUUUUCACGUAGCCGAUGAAAAUGGAGAAAUCGAGGAGGGUUUUGAGGAGCUAUGUAUUUCAUUCAAAGGCAACGAUAUGAAAGAAUUGACAAAGAGGCUCGAAGAGGAGUUAUCAAUCGAGGGUAUAACCGUGUGUUCAAAAAGCCCGUUGAAUGGGAAUCUUUAUCCACUUCGUCUCCAACUUCCGCCAAAUAAUACAACCAUGCACGUUAUUGUGGUUCCACCAUCAUCGAAAGGUGAUUCUUUUUUUACACUACAUUGUGUCGAUGUUUUUGUUAUUUCUGAUUUAAAAUUGUUGUUUCUGAUUUUGAUUGAAUGCAUUUUUUUUUCUGGGGGUUAUCGGGUAUGAAAGAUUUUAUCACUUUAUUAAUCAAGAAAAAACUGGGUUAGUGAAAAAUGGUGCAUGAACUCGAGAUGAGCUUGCUCGAAAAACGUUUGCGCUAAGCAAUACUUUCUUGUGUCAUUGAUCAGAUUAGGGAUGAAAUUAUUAUGUAAUUUAUUUUUAGGUUAAUAAAAAAUUGAAACUUUUAUUGGAACGCCACACCUAUUUCGAUCUGAAAAAUUUCCAUUUUUGAAACAAGUUGUUUUCACUCCAUUUUCCAAAAUUCCAAUUUCCGAUUUUUCCAAACUUUUUUGGAACACAAUUUGAAUUUUUUUUCAUUUUUCAUUUUUCAAUUUUUCCCGACAGUGCUAAUUCGGGUUGAUCCGUCAAAGUUCCACCCCUAGAUCAGAUGUUAAAAUCAAACAUUGAUGAUUUACUGUCUGAAAAUAUUGUUAGAACUUUGUUAUAUAUUCUCUUUUCUUAACAGCAUCUUUGGACAAUAUGUUUAUAUGAAUGAAAUUUUCUGCUCAUAUAAAUAUACAUAUAUAUUGU